GAAAAAGAUUGAAUUUUUAAAUUUCAAGUAUUGAACAAAAGGCUCUGGUGGGUCCCACUUGGGGGAAACAUAAAAUUCUAGCUUGCUUUUUCUCUAUUUCUUUCUCUCGUCCUCCAGAUUUUCUUGAAUUCACUCAUGAAAUUAUUUUUAGCUGUUUCAGACCAAGUUCUUGAAAUUGAAUGUCCAAAUAUUUGAUUCUUGGUGGAAGAGAUAUUGUCUGGGUUCUGAAGAUUGGUUAUUACAAUACUGUUUUUUCAAGGCUGAAAUUGGAUCAAAUUUAAUAUGUGCAAUAAUUGUGAUGCAAAGUUUGCGAAAUCAGGUGACUGCACAGAGCAGGAAAAUGGGCAUUCGGUUGAAUUAAACCCCGAGUCUUGCGAGUUUUGUGGUGAAACGAACUACAUGAGCAAUACGAAUCAAGAGAGUUCCAGUUCUUGCACAACUCCGUCAAUCAGUCCCACUCUUUCGUUAAGAAGCCGUGGAAGUGAUAUGUCAGUUGAUGCAGAUUUCGACGACAGUAGAUUUGUAGAUGACAACACCGCAGACAGUAGUCAAGAAGAUUCUGUUUCUUCAUCAAAAGGACGCCCCGAUGACUCAAACGGUUUUUCUCAAGCUGAUGAAACUAGGGAUGUUAGCAAAAACAUAGAAAUUGCACAAACUGCAGACGAUAAAACUGCAGAGCAACCGAGUUCAUAUGGCGAAGAGGCAUCUGAAGAAGAUGCUGAAUUUUGGAUUCCUCCAGAACCUGAAGACGAAGACGAUGAUGUCGUAGGGAGUGUAGCAAAUUACGAUGAUGAUUAUGACGAUGAGGGUGGUGAUGGUGGGGCCUACUGGUCGAAACCGAGUUCUUUAAGCAGCUUUGGAGAAGAAGGCAGUGGAAGUGGAAGUGGAAGUUAUAAGUUCAAAGAAGAAAAAGUCAAGAAAAUGGAAGAUGUUAAAAAUGGAAAAUUCAGGGCGCUCGUUAGUCAACUAAUGAAAUCGGUGGGCAUGGGAUCUUCCGGAAACUUGUGGGUCGAUAUAGUGACCUCUUUGUCGUGGGAAGCUGCUGCUUUUGUCAAGCCCGAUGCAACCGAAGGUGCUGCUAUGGAUCCCGAUGGCUAUGUCAAGAUUAAAUGUGUUGCAACUGGUUCGAGCACACAAAGUCAACUCAUCAAGGGGCUGGUCUUCAAAAAGCAUGCUGCUCACAAACACAUGGCAACAAAGUAUAAAAAUCCAAGAUUGCUGCUGAUUCAUGGCUCACUCGACCUUUCGUCUGGUGGUUUUUCGUCUUUCCAUUCUAUACAGCAGGAUAAAGACAACUUGAAAUCUAUUACUGACAUGAUAGACACGUACCAUCCUAACGUGAUCUUAGUCGAGAAAUCAGUGUCUCGCGACAUUCAAGAAUCCAUUUUAGCGAAAGGAAUAACACUAGUCAUUGAUAUGAAGCUACACCGUUUGGAGAGAGUCGCUCGUUGCAUUGGCUCACCUAUCUUGGCCGCGUCCGGGGUUGCGAUUGGUCAGAAACUUAGACAGUGUGAUUCCUUUCGUAUCGAAAAGUUUGUUGAAGAACUUGCGGGCCCCGCAGAGGGCGGGAAAAAACAGAGUAAAACAUUAAUGUUCCUCGAGGGCGCCCCUACUCGCCUUGGAUGUACCAUUCUGCUUAUGGGAGCUAAUAGCGACGAAUUGAAGAGAAUUAAAUGCGUAGUGAGGUGUGCGGUUGUAAUGGCAUAUCAUUUGAUGCUCGAGACUUUUUUCCUUUUAGACCAGACCGCAAUGCUGUCCACAAUUUCGCCCACUGAGGUAGUGGAUUUAGUAAUUACUAAUGACAAAUCGGGAUUGGCUGAAACCGAUGAGUCGACUCUUGAUAUUCCAAUUUCGAAUGGAUUCCAUGAAACCGAAUCAUCCGAAGACAUUCCUUCAUUGUCGUUCGAGGUGUGCGAUCCAGCAACUUUUCCGGGUUUGUCUAUUUCCACAACCAUUCAAAAAGUUAUGAACGACAGUUUUCCAGAGGCUGUAAAUCACCGUGAGGAAGAAAAUUUGCUUCACGCUGAGGUGGCGGAAUCUUCGGAUGCAGGAAAGAAUCUUAGUGAUGACGGCGAAGAGAGAAUGCAGAGCAAAGAUGAUAUCAAUUCGGUUUUGGAUUCCGAGAGUAUUUUGGUUUUGAUGUCGAGCCGAAAUGCUUCGAGGGGCACUAUUUGUGAGAGCAGUCACUUUUCGCAUAUCAAGUUUUACCGAAGUUUCGAUGUUCCUCUCGGAAAGUUUUUGCAGGAUAAUUUACUCAAUCAGAGGCUACAGUGUAAGACUUGUGAUGAACCAUCUGACGCACACAUUUUCUACUACGCACAUCAUAACGAACAACUUACGAUCCAAGUUAGAAGACUCCCUGCAGCAAAAACUUUGUUAGGGGAAAAUGAAGGGAAGCUUUGGAUGUGGAGUCGAUGCGGUAAAUGUAAGAACAAAGAUGGAACCUCGAAAUCCACAAAAAGGGUAUUAUUGUCAACUGCUGCACGUGGUUUUUCGUUUGGCAAGUUCUUGGAACUCAGUUUUUCGAGCCACUCUGCUUUACAUAGUUUAUCCAGCUGCGGUCAUUCUUUCCAUAAAGAUUUCCUCUACUUCUUCGGAUUAGGACCGAUGGUUGCAAUGUUCAAGUACUCUCCAGUUGUGACUUAUUCAGUGUCGCUGCCACCUCAGGAGAUGGAGUUUAACUCUUCGUUCAGAGGAGAUUUUCUAAAGAACGAUUCCGCGAAUGUGUACUCGAGAGGUAUUUCGAUGUUUCUUGAGAUCGAAAAAUCUUUGAUGAAUUUAGGAGAUCGAUAUGUAAAGGGUUCGAGUAAGGAAUUUUCGGCUAUUGUCGAGAUGCUCAAACAAGAAAAGGCUCAAUUCGAGGUUGAGAUUCAGAAUGCGAGGAAUGCAAGUGAAGAUAAUGCUGUGUGGAACCUUCUAAGCCUAAAUCGACUGCGUUUGGAUCUUCUUCUAGAAUCUUGUACGUGGGACCACAGACUACACGCACUGCUCUCCUCGGAUCUCAAUACCAUGAACCCCGAUCCCGAAACCGAAAUUAAUCCCAAUACAUCUUCAGACAGCGAAAGUCAUCCAACCGAAAGAAUUCGUGUUGAAGAAAAUGGAUCGGAUCAAGAUUUCUUGAUUAAACCCACUUCAGAAGAUCUUGAUCCAACGGUUGAGGUUUAUUCAUCAUCAUCUGUGGCGCUUUCUGUGUUGAGGAAUUCCGAAAACGACAAGAGUUGGAUCUGGGCCCCGUUUGCAGAAAUCCGAAGAGAAUAUAUUGAGGAUCUACGAAAAGGGUACCUGCCGAAAUUCGAAUUCUACAAAAGCUUCGAAGAGGAGUCCACUUCUCGGAAGCUGAUUUCCGACGAGGGUUCAAGAAUGCACAUUCCUCUUGGUCUUGAUGACUACAUAGUGUCCGAUUACGAAGAUGAAUUCUCGAGCAUAAUAGCUUGUGCGUUGACUUUACUAAAAGACGCAAAGGAAGAAGACGACCUAAAGUCAAACGAGGGCUCUCAAAACCUACCGAGAUUAUUCUCGUUGAAUUCUCCUAAUUGGUCCUCGUUCGGUUCGUUGGAUUCCGAAAGCAGCAGCCAAUCUCCACCUGCCAAUUCGUUGAACUCGAAUAGCUUCGACGGCUUGGAUUUGUUGGAGUCUUUGGUUUCUUACGGUGCAAGCCAUCCGGAAGUUUCUAUGGGGCCCGGUAAAAAUCGUAAAUACUCGGUUGUGUGUGUCUACGAGGCCCCGUUUCGUGAGCUUAGGGACAGGUGUUGCCCUUCGGAAGAAGAGUAUAUUGCCUCUUUGAGCCGUUGUAAAAAUUGGGACGCGAAAGGCGGAAAGAGUAAAUCGUUCUUUGCGAAAACUUUGGACGAUCGGUUUAUUAUCAAGGAGAUUAAGAGGACUGAAUUUGAUUCAUUUAUGAAAUUCGCCACGAGUUAUUUCGAGUAUAUGAAUCAGUGCUCUACGCAUGGAAAUCAGACGUGCCUUGCUAAAAUCGUGGGCAUUUAUCAGGUUGUAAUAAGAGGAACGAAGAAUGGGAGGGAAACAAGGCAUGAUUUACUGGUGAUGGAGAAUCUUUCGUUUGGUCAUCAAAUAGCAAGACAAUAUGAUCUCAAAGGGGCACUAUACGCUCGAUUUAGUACAGCUGGCGAUGGUUCGGGUGAUGUUCUUUUGGAUCAGAAUUUUGUGAACGAUAUGAAUGUUUCGCCUCUUUACGUCAGUAGAAAAUCGAAACGAACUCUUCAAAGGGCUGUUUAUAACGACACUCUUUUCCUCAAUUCGAUUAAUGUGAUGGAUUAUUCUCUACUCGUGGGGGUGGACAUUCAAAAACGUGAAUUGGUAUGUGGAAUUAUUGACUAUGUAAGGCAAUAUACGUGGGAUAAGCAGCUCGAGAAUUGGGUGAAAUCUUCGCUUGUUCUUCCUAAGAAUCAACUGCCGACUAUUGUAUCACCUAAAGAAUAUAAAAAAAGAUUCAGAAAAUUCAUCGACACGCAUUUCUUGAGUGUUCCGGAUCAUUGGUGUUCUAGAAGAUCCUCCAACCCUUGCAAACUUUGUGGGCCCGCCCCGGAUCCUUCGAGUGCCAUAAAAUCGGUCAGUCAAGAUGAAGAUAGUGAACAAAAUGGAUCCUCGGUUUGAGAUUUAUGGUACCGCAUUAAUAUUUUUUAUUACAUUAUUUAUGUAUAGUCGAUCGUCGUUCAUCGAAGUAUGAUUGUGUUGCUCCCCCCCUCUCAUCGUGCUAUAUUUUUUUUAAGUCUUUGAGGGUAUUUUGAUAUUAUACGAACAAACAUAUUUUUAGGCUGCACAUAUUCGUCGUAUUUUAUAUCUUCUACCGUGUAAAGAAACAUAAGGGUACGAUUCGUAUUGAUAUUUGCGAUUGAAAGAAAAUGUAAUUUGCAUAUCCAUUUUUUUUUUCCUACAG
This is a messenger RNA of Erythranthe guttata (spotted monkey flower), 4897 nucleotides long. It is a transcript of the gene FAB1D, whose product is annotated as FORMS APLOID AND BINUCLEATE CELLS 1A. The record is from RefSeq and is a predicted model, not a curated record. Gene Ontology annotation, cellular component: endosome membrane. Gene Ontology annotation, molecular function: ATP binding; 1-phosphatidylinositol-3-phosphate 5-kinase activity. Gene Ontology annotation, biological process: phosphatidylinositol phosphate biosynthetic process. Lineage: Eukaryota; Viridiplantae; Streptophyta; Magnoliopsida; Lamiales; Phrymaceae.